AUGUUAGCAACAACAGCACCAAACUCGUUAGUCAUGAACCCAACUUCAAUGUUAGUAGAGAUGAAAAGCUUCAUUCCUUCUUCAUAUACUUUCGAAACAGAAAUCCAGAAGAUAAAGCAAGAACUUCUCCAAGGAGUUUUAGACUGUAGUGCAAAAGAUGAAACAAAUGAAGAAUAUCUUUAUGAAAUGCAGGAUAUUAUUGACCAUCUACCUAAACUUCCUGAAAUACAACAACAAAAGCUUACUAUUCCUGAAUUCGAUGAAAUAGAAGUCAAAGCAACUGACUCAGUAGAAACCAAGAAGUUCAUACGUAAGGUAAACUAUGAGUUUCUUGGAUUUCAUUGCAACCACAAAGUCAUGGACAAAGAUUGCGAUAUGUUAUAUAAGAACAUCUCUGACAUAUACAAAUCUGAAGAAUUUAAGACCUACGACAACUUUGUUUCGUUAGUUGCAAAAUGUGUAUGGCAGAUAAGAG
Trichomonas vaginalis G3 is the source of this 475-nucleotide messenger RNA. Its product is annotated as organellar and viral DNA polymerase type B. The annotation marks the transcript as partial. The transcript has a single exon. NCBI's taxonomy places the organism in Eukaryota, Parabasalia, Trichomonadida, Trichomonadidae. The record is from RefSeq and is a predicted model, not a curated record.